UGAACUGAUAGCCAACCCGAGCUUCAUGAGACCCAGUUCCACCCUCCAAAGAGACGGGGAGGAUACUUGGAACUUUAUUCUCAUCUGGUGGACAGUACUGGGGCAUUGCCAGAGGCCCUGGUCCCACCCUCUGAAUUAGCUAGGUAUUGGCUCUCCCCAUUGUCCUGUGGGGAUAUGGAGGGGGUGAAGAGCAUGGACCCUGCUUCCAGAGGAUCCAGGUUCCGUUUCCAGCACCCACAUAGCAGCUCAGCUGUAUGACACCCUCACAUAGGCAUACAUGCAAACAGCACACCCAUAAAUUUUAAUCUUAAAAAAAGUUGGGGCAGGUCAGGUUGUCUUGACGGAGGCGGAAAUUAUUGGUUACUGCAGUCCCUCAGAAACUGGAGGUGUGGGGGAGAGAGCUCAGCACCCUGGAAUCCCCUGCAGACCACAGCAGACUGCACUCCUCUGAGGUCUGGGCCACCCUUGCCAUGGCUGCUUCCUCCCUGUCUCAGAACAGCUUGGUGCCCUGGCUCUUUUCCUCAGCAUCACACCACUGGCACGCAGUGAGACCCAACUCCACAGCCUGGACACCAAGAAGUGGAAAGGGCCAGGCCUAUGCCUAUGUCCACUGAGCCUCCGCUCUGGAUCUCUGCUCCCCACAUGACAGUGACGAGAUUGGGAGAACCCCUGUCCCCAGCUGAUCCCAGGGGGGCAAGUGUAAAGAAGUGGUGGAGCCUUUCUGCCCUGGCCUGGAGAGGAGCCUGCCUCCUACUGGCUGUGUCCAGGGAGCGCUGUACAGGAACCGCAGCUGUGGUGAACAGCCCUUGACGUGGCCGCUGCAGCUCCUCACUAGUUUCCCGGGGUUGUGCAGGACUAGGGUCUCUGGCAGCCUUCUAGAAGCUAGCAGGGAGGCACUCUCUGAGAGAGUUGGUGUGGGAAAAGGAACCCGAUGGUUUGCAUUAGGCUCCCACGCUGUGGCGCAUUAGUGCUGGACUCUGCAGCCAGAGCUCAGGCAGAUGGAGGAGGCCCCACUGUACAGGCAGGCCGCUGCGGCCCUCCUCCAGCCUGCACCACCCCAGGUACUACCUCACCCGCGUUUCCAUGUUAUCUGGUGAGCAAAGGGAACCCCAAGCAGUUUGGGGCUGUCUCCUUGCUUUCAGAAGUGAAGUUUGAACUGGAGUCACCCAGCUUCCGGGAGGGCAGUCUAAAGCACCGGCCUCUGUCCCAUGCUGGUGAGUGCUCCAGCCCUAUUCACCAAUAGAACUUUGAGGUUGCCUUGCCCCUCCAGGAAGUAGAGUGCACCUAUUCUCAGGGCUCACUCCAGGCCUCUCCUCCAGAUGGACACCUGCACCCCACCUCCUGACCACGCAUUUCUGCAACCAAUGACCAGGGUGUCCUGGAUUCCUCGGUCAGAGUUCAGACUCUGCUCUGGGACAGCUGAGGCCUGGGGAGUUGGGGUGGGCCAAGACCAUCACCCAAAGGGCCAGCAUCCUUCCUGUGGUUAGGGUGGCCACGACACCCAGAUUCCAGCCUCCUGGCACAGGGUUCUUCUGUCUGCACGCCUAGUCUCCCUGUGGGACCCUGUCCUUGUCCACCCAGUGGGUAGAUAACCUUUCCCUUCCCCCAUUGCAGGUCAGUGAAGCGAUCCAGAGUCAGAAGAGAAAUGGUGGUAACUGGCCUUUCUAGCUUUAGCCUAGAACCCGGGGAGCACAGUCGGGCAUCUUAUGCCUUCGUCCAGAUGCGGAGCUGCAAGCAGCUCGCUCUCCCAGCUACAGGGCAUGUCCUGUUCAGAUAGAGGAAGGGGCCUUCCUCUGUCCCCACCUGACUCAGCUUCCCCAGCUCAGGGGUAGCCAGCCCAGUGUCCUCGUGGGAGAGCCUUGCAUUCUUAGGGGACAGACCCUCAACUAUUUGAUGACACCUAUCUGGCUCUAAAGAGCGAGCCACAGCACCCUGCCCACCAUGAGGAAGGUAUAUACCCAGGGAGGCCGUGGGGAGUGGAGUGGAGAGAUCGGGCUGGGUGAGUGACUCGGCUCAACAGCGGCCGCUGGGUAGGGGUGCGGGGCGUCCGAAGGAGAGAGAGACCACGGUGGUAGCCCGUGGUCCCGCCCUGCCUCCGCUCAGCCUGGCAGCGUUCCUUCGCAGCCUCCUGCCAGCACAGCCAGCCCCCUGCCCCCACCGAGCCGGUGCCAGAGCAGCAUUCCGCAAGCCGGGCUGCAUCUCCCCAGCGGAGGCUGCGCGGAGAGGCCACUCGGCCGGGCCUGGGCCUCCGGCCUCCCACCCGGCUGUCCCGGGCAGGUCAUCUGAAAGGCUUUUCUCUCUGCGGCGGCGACUCGGAGGCCUUGGGCAGCCAAAGGCCACCAGUUGCUGGUUGAGAAGACUACAGACUCCCCGGCGGCAGAGUUCUCGCUGGUGGAGGACGUGGCCCUGCACUUCGCCUGCUUGAUGGGCCGCCUGAAUGAGCAGCGCCUCUUCCAGCCGGACCUGUGCGACGUGGACCUGGUGCUGGUGCCCCAGCGUAGCGUGUUCCCCGCGCACAAGGGGGUGCUGGCUGCCUACAGUCAGUUCUUCCAUUCGCUCUUCACGCAGAACAAGCAGCUGCAGCGGGUCGAGCUGUCUCUCGAGGCGCUGGCGCCCAGCGGCCUGCAGCAGAUCCUGAACUUCAUAUAUACGUCCAAGCUGCUGGUGAACGCGGCCAACGUGCACGAGGUACUCAGCGCGGCCUCGCUGCUGCAGAUGGCGGACAUCGCAGCCUCCUGCCAGGAGCUGCUGGAUGCUCGGUCCCUGGCGCCCUCGGGCCCUGUGGCCCUGGCGCAGCCAGCUGCCAGCUGUGCCCCAGUGCCUCCGCCGCCCUACUACUGUGACAUCAAGCAGGAGGCAGAUACCCCCGGCCUACCGAAGAUCUACGCCCGAGAAGGCCCUGACCCCUACUCUGUGCGUGUGGAGGACGGGGCAGGGACCACUGGGGACUCUGCUGCUCCAGGGCCAGCACAACCACUGCUCUUCAAGGAGGAAAAGGAAGGGACCCCUGAGGAGGCCCAGCCGCCUGGUAGCCUGUGCAAGCUAGAAAGUGGAGAGGGACUGGAGCGGGAAUUGGGUGCCUCGGGCACCUAUGGGCGCCAGGAGCAGUCUCAAAUCAUUGUGGAGGUGAACCUCAAUAACCAAACCCUGCAUGUGUCCACUGGGCCUGAGGGCAAACCGGGCUCUGGAGCCACCGUGGUGCUGGGCCAGGAGGAUGGGAUGCAGGAACAUUCAGAAGAAGAGGAGGAGGAAGGAGGAGGUAGUGGAGGGGGAGAGGAGGAGGAGGAAGAGGAGGAGGAAGAAGAGGGAGGCAGCCAGGGAGAGGAGGAAGAUGAGGAAGGGCCCAGUGAGCAGGAGGAUGACGACGAAGCCGAUGGACCCAGUGAGCAGGAUGCAGAGAGUUCGGAGGAGGAGGGGGAGACUGAGAGCAGGCAGGACCCUGCGGGUGCAGCAGGGUGUCAAGGUGGCCAGGUGGACCCUCCGCUGCACAGCAGAAUGUCCACACGGUCCCGGGGGCAAAACGCUCAGCGCCGAGCUACCCCCGAGCCGGAGGAGGCUGGGCGCAGAGGCGGGAAGAAGCCCAAGGCCUCGGGAGCUGUUCCUGCCACCCAGGCAGCCGACGGACUGGGGGCCAAGGUGAAGCUGGAGGAGAAACAGCAGCACCCAUGCCAGAAGUGCCCCCGGGUCUUCAACAACCGCUGGUACCUGGAGAAGCACAUGAACGUGACGCACAGUCGCAUGCAGAUCUGCGGCCAGUGCGGGAAACGCUUCCUGCUGGAGAGUGAGCUGCAGCUGCAUCGGCAGACGGACUGCGAGCGCAACAUCCAGUGCGUAACGUGUGGCAAAGCCUUCAAGAAGCUCUGGUCCCUGCACGAGCACAACAAGAUCGUGCAUGGCUACGCGGAGAAGAAGUUCUCCUGCGAGAUCUGCGAGAAGAAGUUCUACACCAUGGCACAUGUGCGCAAACACAUGGUUGCCCACACCAAGGACAUGCCCUUCACCUGUGAGACCUGCGGGAAGUCCUUCAAGCGCAGUAUGUCUCUCAAGGUGCACUCGCUGCAGCAUUCCGGGGAGAAGCCUUUCCGCUGUGAGAACUGCAAUGAACGCUUCCAGUACAAGUACCAGCUGCGCUCACACAUGAGCAUCCACAUCGGUCACAAGCAGUUCAUGUGCCAGUGGUGCGGCAAGGACUUCAACAUGAAGCAGUACUUUGAUGAGCACAUGAAGACACACACAGGGGAGAAGCCAUACAUCUGUGAGAUCUGUGGCAAGAGCUUCACCAGCCGGCCCAACAUGAAGCGGCACCGGCGAACGCACACGGGAGAGAAGCCCUACCCGUGCGACGUGUGUGGCCAGCGCUUCCGCUUCUCCAACAUGCUGAAGGCACACAAGGAGAAAUGUUUCCGUGUCAGCCACCCACUGCCCAGCGACCCCGCCACCCUGCCCACCGCACACCUGCAGCCCACAGCCCCCCUCUUCCCCACUGCAGCUCCCAGGCUGGACACCAACUGACACCCAGCACAGGCCCUCCUGGCCAGGGACAGCAGAAACACAGGCUGGGGGCUGUGCUGCGGCUGGAUACCCCUGGUGCAUGCUGGGAGCCCCCUUCUGCAGCUCUUUGCAAGUUCUACUCUCCUUAUCUUUGGGAGUAAAGGAACAGAGGGGGACUGGUUGGCCACACCCCUCCAGGUGAGGGGUGCUAGCGGCAGCAGAUGCAGGCCAGGAGCCAGGCAGGGCCUGGGUCAGCCUCACCUGCUCAACCCAGCUUCCCUGUGCCCCUAACUUACUCCCUAGGAUGGGAGGGUUUGGGGAGAAUUUGGGUGUACCCCUGUUGAAGGAGUCGUAGACCAGACCCCCCCCCCAGGAGGCCUGUAGCCAGGGAGGCCUGGCAGGGUAGGGAAGAGGCAGGAGAUAAAGGCCGCAGACCCCCUCUGUGUGGUGGAGUGGGGCAGGUGGGGGCUGGCCCCCAUGGAUUCCUUUUCCUGGUCACAUCCCUGCCAGGCAGGUUCAGGGAUCCUCAGCCUGUGCUGGACUUUUAAAGAGCCCCAAAUCCUGGAAGGAACCUCUCCAGGUGCUGGGGACCAAGCCUUCAGGGGGUGGAGAAGCUAAAUCCCCAGCCCCAGCUUCCAGGGGUCCUGCAGGAGAAUGAGAUGCCAGGGGUGGGCCCUCCAGGAGCCUCAGGCAAGCAGUUCAGGGUUUCACGGUGCUAUCUGUGGGUCAAGGGACAGGGAGCUGUCUACAGGGCACCCCUGUCCCUUACCAGCCUGCCUGGCUGGAAUCUCCCACCAGGAGACACGUGCAUCUGUGUCUGCUCCCCAGAGGUCCACAUGAGGCCUCUCUUCUCCUGGGGCCUCUGGCUGGCUCCUGGUCCCUCCUGCACUCCGCACUGUCUGGUGUGCCGCAGUUCAGCCAGGGAGAGAAGCCAGUGGGAGCAGGGAGCUCAGCCAGUGCCCAGUGCUUGCCCUUGUGAGGCAGGCACUAAUAGGUGACCCUUCUCUGUUGUCAUUUAAUGUCCUUAUUCCUGCGUUUGGAUGGGAGAGAGUUUCCAUAAGCUGCGGUCCCUCGUCCCGAUCUCCCUCUGUUCAUAAGCUUCUGUUCCUUACACUCUGCACCUUAUUCCUCCCCGUCACCGCCUUCCCAGCAUGGUUGCACUGGGAAGAGGCCUGUGCCCGCCGGUCACCGGCGGAGGGUGCCACACCCCUCCGACCUCAGAGGCCCAUGGCGUUGGGACAGAGGGCUGGGGACAUUUUAAUCAUCAAUAAACGAAGCACUUUAUUCUGUA
Alexandromys fortis (reed vole) is the source of this 5782-nucleotide messenger RNA. It is a transcript of the gene Zbtb47, whose product is annotated as zinc finger and BTB domain containing 47. Gene Ontology annotation, biological process: regulation of transcription by RNA polymerase II. The record is from RefSeq and is a predicted model, not a curated record. Gene Ontology annotation, molecular function: DNA-binding transcription factor activity, RNA polymerase II-specific; protein binding. The coding region runs from base 2425 to 4512 and encodes 695 amino acids. The transcript is spliced from 6 exons. Lineage: Eukaryota; Metazoa; Chordata; Mammalia; Rodentia; Cricetidae. Gene Ontology annotation, cellular component: nucleus.